Messenger RNA from Microthlaspi erraticum, 654 nucleotides. The record is from the annotation of a GenBank genome assembly. NCBI's taxonomy places the organism in Eukaryota, Viridiplantae, Streptophyta, Magnoliopsida, Brassicales, Brassicaceae.
AUGGGAUGUGGUGAUGUUGGUGUUUCUGCUCUAGCAUUGGAGCUGCUACUCCCUAGCUUGAUUUGUUUCCUUGGUGGUUGCAUAGAUGGAUCUUUCUUCUUCUUCAUGGCUUCACCUCCUUUUGUCCUUGCCAUUGGGUACCUUGGCCGAGGCCGAACAAUUGCUUCCCGGAUCGACCGGCACGGUCGGUCCGUUCCGAUACAUAAAUCCGGCCGAGCGCGGCCUGUUUCCUUCCUGGCCGUGUGUUCCGCGCAGACGGUUUUGUCGCGCGAUAGAGCAUCCGGCCGAGCGAGAGCCGUUGAUCCUCCAGGUCUUUUCUCCUUUAGCUUGACUGUAAGGCUUGGCGCUCAGGAGAAGAUGGAGAAUAGAGGCAUCUUUGAUCCUCCAGGAAAAAGUUGCAGAGUUCUUGUAACUUUCUCCUUGAAUCCUUCCAGAUUCUCAUCAAUAAACUCCUUUGGGAAUAGAAGCUUCAUGUUGCGGUCAAACCUAGGCUCUCUCACCUUUCUUCUUGGCUUGGCCUCAUCUUCAAUCUUGGAUGAUCCCUUGGGAGGUUUGGGUGUAGGGGCCUUAGUCUUACUCCUUGCUUGUGUGGCAAGCUGCUUGGGCUUAGGAAUGGGAUCUUCCUUGAUUGUAUCUUCAGUUUCUCCUUCUUAG